UUAAAGCAGCGUAGGUUCUCCUGGGACGAAGAAGAGGAAGAAUCGCUGUCAUGGCGGCCAAGGUGGUGAUGGUGGCCGUCCCAACAGUGCUGGGAAUAGCCUCCAUCCGGGUAUACACUGUGAAGGAAGCGCCCACAGACGGGCUGGUUUCUCGAGACCGGCUGAACAUCUACACACCGCCGUCAGCGGCGGCUCCAGCUAAGUUUGCUCAAGAGAGUCCAGGACUUAUUGAGAGAGGGUUUACUACAAGCAGAGAGAGCGUUUUGCCGUCGCUCCAAGCUGUAAAGGGUGCCUGUGUCUCUGUAAAAAGGGGAGGUGUUAAUCUUUACCAUGCUGGAGAGGACGUAUAUUACUACUUGAUAGACCCUCCUCCAGGUUUUCUGCCCAGAUUUGGCACCAUCACCCUGGCUGGCCUGCUGGGCAUGUUCUUGGCACGGAAAGGCUCUCAUUUCAAGAGGCUAGCGGUUCCUUUGGGCCUGAUGAGUGCCGGGGCAUCGGUGUGCUACCCAGCCCAAGCAGUGUCAUUGCUUAAGGUGACAGGAAAGAAGGUGCAUGCUGCAGGGCGGUGGAGCAGCGCUGCAGUGUCGUCACUGCUCACCACCAAGGAACCUGUUGCCAGAGAGAUCGCUGGUUCACAGCUGCAGGUUUCUUCAGAACCAGGUCCAGAGUCUACACUGACUGAGGAGGCCUCAGCCAACAGUUCCACAUCAGACACCUCAGCUAAGAGCUUUGCCAUUUUGGAGACAGAAGUGGAAUCAGCCGAGUCUGUUCCUGUUUCUGACGAGCCGGUUGUCACUGUCACUACAGAAGAAGAGUCAUCAGUAGCGGUCACAGCAAUAUCUCCUAAAGAGACAGGCGCAGGUUCUUCAACAGAUUCUGAUCCAGUACAAACAGAGCCGUCUCGUUCCUCGGAAGAAACGGUAGAGAAUGAGGAGGCCUCAGAUGAAAAACAAGCCUCAGACGAUGUUUCCUUUGACACAACGCCAGCCGGUCCAAUAGAGAGUUUGGAACUGGAGCCCGUCCAGGACAAGUCUGCUGCAGCCAUCUCUGCAGAUGAGGCCAGACCUUCUUCUGAAGGAGACAUCCCAUCAGUACCUGUUGUUGAACCAGUUGCUGAAUCUAAGCCAGCUGAGGAGCAAUCACUUCCUGCUGUCGAGGAGAAACCAACCUCAACCGCCGUCACGCUGCCAUCUCCUCACCAGCCUCCUCAACAACCUGCAGCGGAAAACAGAGAAGAGGGCUCUGGUUUCAAGCCAGACCCCACUCUCAUGGACUUCGGCCAGGCCAGCCCUGAGGAUGAGGACCUGUACAGCACGCGCAGCUGAGAGAGCUACAGGACAGACUUCAUUCCCACACUGCCGUCUCACAUCUCAUCCCACUCACAGGACUCUGCAAGCAAGGACUCUUAGAAAGAUGUUGAUCAACAUUUUCACUCUCAUUUAUGUCUGCCCACAUUUCCACAGAAAACAUCCAGAUAAGUUAGCAACGGUGUUGCAUUAUAAUGAAUUUCGGUACUCGUACAAAAGAAACCUGGAAAAAAACACCCACAAUUUAAUAAGAAUUGGCAGACUGUAGAAGUUUCUGUUUGCGUCAAUCUAAAUGUUUCUGGCUGUUAUGCUCAGUUUUCCACCAUCAAUUAUGCAUAUUUAUUGUAAUCUAGCCAACUUUGUUGAUGAUUUAAAUAUUAUUUCUCUGAUGUGCUGAUGAUGACUACAAGGAGGACUUGUUCUGCUCCAUUUUGUUAAAUCACAAAACCUCUUGUAAAGGAACUCAGAAUAAAUGUUUAUUUUUUGUGAAUUUGUGUUUGGUCAUCUCAAAACAUGAUUGUAUGUACAUGUAUUUAACAGAUUUAUGAAUACAAAAAAUAUUUUGUUCUUAGCAAAUAAAUGUGCUCCAGACUGAGCGAAGCUGUA
Girardinichthys multiradiatus is the source of this 1913-nucleotide messenger RNA. It is a transcript of the gene apool, whose product is annotated as apolipoprotein O-like. Gene Ontology annotation, cellular component: MICOS complex. Gene Ontology annotation, biological process: cristae formation. NCBI's taxonomy places the organism in Eukaryota, Metazoa, Chordata, Actinopteri, Cyprinodontiformes, Goodeidae. The transcript has 11 exons. Bases 51 to 1325 code for a protein of 424 amino acids. The record is from RefSeq and is a predicted model, not a curated record.